UUUUAAUUUUCUUCAAGAACUUUUCCUUUGCCUUCACAACUUGGCUAACUGGCCCAAGAGGCCUACCUUUCCACUUCCUUCAGCUUUUGACAUGCCUUCCUCACUAUGCUUAAUCAUUUCUAGCUUUUGAUUUAAAGUGAGGGACAUAUGACUCUUCCUUUCACUUGAAGACGUAGAUGCCAUUGUAGGUUAUUAAUGGGCCUAAUUUCAAUAUUGUGUUUCAAGUAAUAGGGAGGCCUGGGAAGAGGGAGAGAGACAGGGAAUGGCCAAUGGGUACGGUUUGUGGUGCCCCAAAACAGUUACAGUAAGUAGUAACAUCAAAUAUCACUGAUCUCAGAUCAACGUAACAGAUAUAAUAAUAAUGAAAAUGUUUGAAAUAUUGUGAGAAUUAGCCAAAAUGUGACAUAGAGAUACAAAUUGAGCAUGUGCUGUUGGAAGAAUGGUGCCAAUAGACUUGCUCAGUAUAGGGUUGCCACAAACCUUCAAUUUGUAAAAGACACAAUAGAACGAAGUGCAAUAAAAUGUGGUAUGCUUGUACUUACCAUAAAGCAGAACUAAUAUUCUCCGAAAAUGUUGCUUGUCAGUCAUGUGGCUUCACACACCCCUAGAUUACUCCUUAUGUCCCUUAAAUUGGGAAACUGGCUUUAAAUAUGUUACCACAUUGAGGUAAAAUAUUUGGAUACAAUGACAUCACCAAAAAAAUUAACCAUACAAUAGCUGGUUAGUUACCUGGUUUUUUAGCAUGUUGUAGUAGACUUUUGCCAUUUUGGUUUGCCCAGUGUUUUUAAGUUGAUGAUUUCAUAUAUUAUUAGUCCCACUUUCCAGAAAACUUACAUCCUUAGUCUCUCUUGCAGCUGGGAAAUAGGCUUGUGACCUAGGUUUGACCGGUCAGUUACACGGAGUGAGACUUGUAUACAGAAGUGAGCAUUGUGAGCAAUCAUGUAUAGUUGAAUUUGAUGACCUGGUGAUCAUGUUAACAAAGGUGUUUGGUUUUUAAGGAGUGGCAAUGUCAGGGCUUGUGGAAUUCAGUCUGAAGUUUGUAGGUGCUCAGUGAUGGUGGCAGUGUGUGUGUGUAUUUUUUGCUGUUUACCUUCCUUCGUUUUCUCUGAUUAUCUGGGAUUUAUGGUUAGAUGUCUUAUGUUAAUUUUGGAAUAUUUUUGGCCAUUAUCUCUUCAAAUAUUUCUUCAUUCUCAUUCUCUUCCCUUUUUGUGGUCCAAAUUACCACUGUGUUCAAAAAUUUGAUAUUGUCCCACAGAUCCUGAAUAUUCUGUUUUUCUUCCACCACUAUUUUCUCUCAGUGUUUUGGGAUAAUUUAUAUUGACCUAUCUUCAAGUUCACUGAUUUUUUCCUUGGCUGAGUUGAGUCUACUGAUGAGCCAUUGAAGGCAUUCUUUAUCUGUCUAAACUGUUCUUUCUUAGAGUUUCGAUCUCUCUACUGAAGUUACAUUGUCCGUGUUGUUCUCCUUUUGGGUUAGAGCCCACAACAUAUAUAGUAUUUCACAUUUAAUUUUAGAUAUUUUCAACAUCUGUUUAAUUCUGUGUCUGUUUCUGAUAAGUUCUUUGUCUUUUCUCAGUGCUUUUUUUCUUUGCCUUUUUUAAUACCUUGUGAUUUUUUUGCUGCUGUUGCAAGGCUGACUUACUGUGUAGAACACUAGAGACUGAGGUAUAUAAUUUAUGUCUCUGUAAAUGGGCAUGUCUUUCCUUCUGUUAGGCCUUUAGUGCUGGGAUUUGAAUUAAUCUAGUUAGGAGUUGGGCUGGGUUUGAGGGUUUUUUUGUUGUGGUUACUCUCAGUAUACUUCAGUCUUCAAAUUCUCUGAGGGGUACUUUGUGAUUAGGGUGGGAGUUGGUUUACCAGAACAGUAUAUGUUCAAUUUUAAAUUUCAUGUCUCCCCUCUAAACUGUGCCUUAGUGAGGGUCUCUUUACAUGUUCUCAGUUUUUUUCCUGUCUCUCUCCCAGUAGGAUUCUGCUGUUACUGUUUCUGGAAGUUUGUUAGCUUGGAGAAGGGGAGGAGUGGUUGGGUAUGGUCUCUGUUGUUCUGAUUAAGCUUCAGAUUUAGGCCUGAGUCCCAGGAUCUUGCCCCUUCCCUGGCUGUUCUGGUGGGCUCUGUGGAAUCCUGCCCCUCUCCCAGGAGUAGAGUUCCCACUCCUCUUCCCACCUGCUUUGAGUUUUCACCAUUGUCUUAAGGGUAGAAGUAAUCUGUCUUUUCCUUCACAGAGGAAGGCUUGUCUUCCAUAGUGGAGAUAGGGGAGAAAUGAUAUGAGUGUUGAGUCUUGCCCCUCAGGCCUUGCUGCUGUUCUGUCCCCAGGUCUGCAUCACAAUGGGCACUCUUCACUCAGGGGUCUUUCCUCUUUGAGUGCCUGGGGUGGGAAGGUUGGUGGAGGAAGACCAUGCAGAAGGUUGGGGUCUCCCCAAUUUCUACGACCCCUCCCCCCAGUGGUUUUGCACUGUCCUUUCAGCAAGCCACGCCAGCUUUCACCUUUUUGCUAACUAUUCUACCUGAACUCCUGUUUGGUGUCCAGUUGGAGUCUACCCUAGGGAGUCAUUUAAUACUUCACUACUAGAACAAAUAUGUGAAAGUUCCUGCCAAACAGUGAGAAUUUCUUCCUUCGGACAUUUUUUGUUCUACUUACUGCACAGCUUUCUCAGUAGUCCCUUUUUUGGUGCCAUGUUCUGUGGCUUGCAUCAAAAGAGGAGUUUGUCUUCAUGAAGAUUCCUAACAUUGGUAAUGUGAUGAAUAAAUUUGAGAUCCUUGGGGUUGUAGGUGAAGGAGCCUAUGGAGUUGUACUUAAAUGCAGACACAAGGAAACACAUGAAAUUGUGGCGAUCAAGAAAUUCAAGGACAGUGAAGAAAAUGAAGAAGUCAAAGAAACGACUUUACGAGAGCUUAAAAUGCUUCGGACCCUCAAGCAGGAGAACAUUGUGGAGCUGAAGGAAGCCUUUCGUCGGAGAGGGAAAUUGUACUUGGUGUUUGAGUAUGUUGAAAAAAAUAUGCUUGAAUUGCUGGAAGAAAUGCCAAAUGGAGUUCCACCUGAAAAAGUAAAAAGCUACAUCUAUCAACUAAUAAAAGCUAUUCACUGGUGCCAUAAGAAUGAUAUCGUCCAUAGAGAUAUAAAGCCAGAAAAUCUCUUAAUCAGCCACAAUGAUGUUCUGAAACUGUGUGACUUUGGAUUUGCUCGGAAUCUGUCGGAAGGCAAUAAUGCUAAUUACACAGAGUAUGUGGCCACCAGAUGGUAUCGGUCCCCAGAACUCUUACUUGGAGCUCCUUAUGGAAAGUCCGUAGACAUGUGGUCAGUGGGCUGUAUUCUUGGGGAGCUUAGCGAUGGACAGCCUUUAUUUCCUGGAGAAAGUGAAAUUGACCAACUUUUUACUAUUCAGAAGGUUCUAGGACCACUUCCAUCUGAGCAGAUGAAGCUCUUCUACAGUAAUCCUCGUUUCCAUGGUCUCCGGUUUCCAGCUGUUAACCAUCCUCAGUCAUUGGAGAGAAGAUACCUUGGAAUUUUAAAUAGUGUUCUGCUUGACCUCAUGAAGAAUCUACUGAAGUUGGACCCAGCUGACAGAUACUUGACCGAACAGUGUUUGAAUCACCCUACAUUUCAAACCCAGAGACUUUUGGAUCGUUCCCCUUCAAGGUCAGCAAAAAGAAAACCUUACCAUGUGGAAAGCAGCACAUUGUCUAAUAGAAACCAAGCCAGCAAAAGUACUGCUUUGCAAUCUCACCACAGAUCUAACAGCAAGGACAUCCAGAACCUGAGUGUGGGCCUGCCCCGGGCUGAUGAAGGUCUCCCUGCCAAUGAAAGCUUCCUAAAUGGAAACCUUGCUGGAGCUACUCUUAGCCCGAUGCAUACCAAAACCUACCAGGCAAGCACCCAGCCUGGGCCUACCAGCAAAGAUCUCACCAACAACAACAUACCACACCUUCUCAGCCCAAAAGAAGCCAAGUCAAAAACAGAGUUUGAUUUUAAUAUUGACCCAAAGCCUUCAGAAGGCCCAGGCACGAAGUACCUCAAGUCAAGCAGCAGAUCUCAGCAGAACCGACACUCAUUUAUGGAAAGCUCUCAGAGCAAAGCUGGUACACUACAGCCCAGUGAAAAGCAGAGUAGGCAUAGCUAUAUCGACACCAUUCCCCAGUCUUCUAGGAGUCCUUCCUACAGGACCAAGGCCAAAAGCCAUGGGGCACUGAGUGACUCCAAGUCUGUGAGCAACCUUUCCGAAGCCAGGGCCCAGAUUGCAGAGUCCAAUACCAGUAGGUACUUCCCAUCCAGCUGCUUGGACUUGAACUCUCCCACCAGCCCAACCCCUACCAGACACAGCGACACGAGAACUUUGCUCAGCCCUUCAGGGAGAAAUAACAGGAAUGAAGGUACUCUGGACUCACGCCGAACCACAACCAGGCAUUCUAAAACAAUGGAGGAAUUGAAGCUGCCUGAGCACAUGGACAGCAGCCAUUCCCAUUCGCUAUCUGCACCCCAUGAAUCCUUUUCUUAUGGGCUAGGCUACACCAGCCCCUUCUCCUCUCAGCAGCGUCCUCAUAGGCAUUCCAUGUAUGUGACCCGGGACAAAGUGAGAGCCAAAGGCUUGGAUGGAAGCUUGAGCACAGGGCAAGGGAUGGCGGCCAGAGCCAACAGCUUGCAACUCUUAUCACCCCAGCCUGGAGAACAACUCCCUCCAGAGAUGACUGUGGCGAGAUCAUCUGUCAAAGAGUCCUCCAGAGAAGGCACCUCUUCUUUCCACGCUCGUCAGAAGUCUGAGGGUGGAGUGUACCAUGACCCACACUCUGAUGAUGGUACAGCCCCCAAAGAAAAUAGACAUCUGUACAAUGAUCCUGUUCCAAGGAGAGUUGGUAGCUUUUACAGAGUGCCAUCUCCACGUCCAGACAAUUCUUUCCACGAAAAUAAUGUGUCAACCAGAGUUUCUUCCCUACCAUCAGAGAGCAGUUCUGGAACCAACCACUCUAAAAGACAACCAGCAUUCGAUCCAUGGAAAAGUCCUGAAAAUAUUAGUCAUUCUGAACAACUCAAGGAGAAGGAGAAGCAAGGUUUUUUCAGGUCAAUGAAAAAGAAAAAGAAGAAAUCUCAAACAACAGAUUCCACCAACGGGGAGAAUCCAAGCAUCAAGAAAUCCCUCUUUCCUCUUUUUAAUUCAAAGAAUCAUUUAAAGCAUAGUUCUUCUUUGAAAAAGCUUCCUGUAGUCACUCCACCCAUGGUGCCCAAUUCUGAGGGCCCUGAUCUUCUGACAUUGCAGAAAGCCAUUCACUCUGCUAGCACUCCGAGCAGCAGACCAAAGGAGUGGCGCCCUGAGAAGAUCUCGGAUCUACAGACCCAAAGCCAGCCGUUAAAAUCACUGCGCAAGCUGUUACAUCUCUCUUCAGCCUCAAAUCACCCGGCUUCCUCAGAUCCCCGCUUCCAGCCCUUAACAGCUCAACAAGCCAAAAAUUCCUUCUCAGAAAUUCGGAUUCACCCCCUGAGUCAGGCCUCUGGCGGGAGCAGCAACAUCCGGCAGGAGCCCACCCCAAAGGGCAGGCCAGCCCUCCAGCUGCCAGGUCAGAUGGAUCCUGGUUGGCACGUGUCCUCUGUGACCAGGAGUGCCACAGAGGGACCUUCCUACUCUGAACAGCUGGGUGCCAAGAGUGGGCCAAACGGGCACCCGUAUAACAGAACAAAUCGCUCACGAAUGCCAAAUCUGAACGAUUUAAAAGAGACAGCCUUGUAAUUUGUGCUGGU
Messenger RNA from Microcebus murinus (gray mouse lemur), 5720 nucleotides. The record is from RefSeq and is a predicted model, not a curated record. Lineage: Eukaryota; Metazoa; Chordata; Mammalia; Primates; Cheirogaleidae.